Molecule: messenger RNA, 808 nt
Organism: Camelina sativa (false flax)
Lineage: Eukaryota; Viridiplantae; Streptophyta; Magnoliopsida; Brassicales; Brassicaceae
Source: RefSeq, a predicted model, not a curated record
UUAGAUUUGGGCUUCUUCUCCUCAAAAUCUCAAUGGCAUCUGCUCACUCCCUCGCCGCCGCCGUUUCUGUUCUCGUUGCGCCCUCCAAACUCCCUUCUUCUUCUUCUUCUUCUUCUUCUUCUUCUUCUUCUUCUUCUUCUUCUUCUUCUUCUUCUUCUUCGUCUACUCUGCACUCUCUUUCUUGUCUUCGAUCUAAACCUCGAGAGCUCUCCUCCCUUCGCAGUGUCGUCUCACUCAAAGGAGGAGGUUUAGGUGUGGCAGCAAGAGCGCAGGGGGAAGUAAGUGCAGUGGGAGAUGAUGCAUUCAGUAAUGUGAAGCAUCUUCUUCUCCCAGUGAUUGAUCGGAAUCCUUAUCUUUCUGAAGGCACCCGACAGGCUGCUGCUACAACAACUAGUUUGGCAAACAAGUAUGGAGCUGAUAUCACAGUUGUAGUAAUUGACGAAGAAAAGAGAGAAUCAUCUUCGGAGCACGAGACUCAACUAUCCAGCAUCCGUUGGCAUCUAUCUCAAGGUGGGUUCGAGGAGUUCAAGCUGUUGGAGAGGCUUGGGGAAGGGAAAAAGGCGACGGCCAUAAUAGGAGAGGUGGCAGAUGAGCUUAAGAUGGAGCUGGUGGUUCUGAGUAUGGAAGCCAUCCACUCCAAGUACAUCGACGCCAAUCUUCUUGCUGAAUUCAUCCCCUGCUCUGUCCUCCUUUUGCCUUUGUAAUUUGCCUAUAUAUUUAUUAUACUCCAAAUCCAAUGAAUUAUACAUCUACCACAUGUUGAACAUGGAAAAGUCUAUAGAAGAAAGUAACUGAAUGUUUUUUUAGA